This is a messenger RNA of Camelina sativa (false flax), 1128 nucleotides long. NCBI's taxonomy places the organism in Eukaryota, Viridiplantae, Streptophyta, Magnoliopsida, Brassicales, Brassicaceae. The record is from RefSeq and is a predicted model, not a curated record.
AACCUCUUAAACAGCUGAAGCAAGCAGACGCUCGACUUAAUAUGACCCAAGGGGUUCUUGAAGGGGUGGUUGGUGAAGAGCUAGGUGUGCUUCCAGGGAUGGAUUCAAUCUUUUCAAUGCUUGAACUCGAGAGGCUUGUUGGUUUCUUUAGGCAAGCAACCCGGAAGAACCACAAGGGGAAGACUUUUGACGUUGUGAUUUACGAUGGUAUUAGCACUGAGGAAACUCUUCGGAUGAUUGGUCUAAGCAGUAAAACAAGAUUGUAUGUGAAAUAUGUGAGAAGUUUGGCCGAGAAGACAGAUUUGGGGAGGCUAACAAGUCCUUCCAUUAUGAGAUUUGUUGAUGAAUCAAUGAACGUAAGCGGCAAUAAGUCCCCUUUCGAUGGUAUGACAACUCCUGCCAUGUGGGAUACUUUGGAACGUUUCUUGGAGACUGGCGCUUCUGCUUGGAGAGAUCCAGAGAGAUUCAGGAGUUUUCUUGUAAUGGACCCAAACAAUCCUAUGUCUGUUAAAGCUGCACUACGGUAUUGGGGUUGUACAGUACAAGCAGGAUCUCAUGCUUCUGGGGCGUUUACUAUUUCUUCUUCUCAUCUGACAUGCAAAACCCCAAUAGAAGAUUUUGUGCCUCUGCCCUUUGCUUCUGCAUCGGUUCCAUUUACUAUAAAUGGUCUGGAUUGGGACAAAAUACUGCUGGACCAAGCGAAUGCGAGUAUCCGGGAACUUCUUUCUGAAACAGUAAGGAAAGGAAGCAGCUUGACAACAACAGUAACGUUUGAUACAGCAAAGAAAUUGGUGACUCUUUUCAUGCCAGGGUUUGAGAAAUCGGAGAUCAAACUGUACCAGUACAGAGGAGGUUCUGAGCUCUUAAUAGAAGCCGGGGACCAAAGACGGGUGAUUAAUUUACCGGCUCAGAUUCAAGGAAAGGUUGGAGGAGCCAAGUUUUUGGACAGAAGUCUCAUCAUCACAAUGCGGUAAUACAUUUUAGAAGAACUAAUUUGUUCUUUUUUGUACACCAAAGAUGUGUAGUAGUCUGUCCCCAAAUCCAAUACAAACAAAAAAAAAAUGAAAGAAAACUCAAGAAGAAAAACAUUUGGGACGAUCUUGAGAUGAAUAAACAAGUUUCUCAUCA